AUGGCACACGAGUCUACAACAUCACUACUUCCGUCGGUAGACUAUGAGCGUUUUGAUAUCCCAACUAUCGAACACGACGAGCCGCUUGUUGAUGUGAUCCAGAAGUUGCACGGUUUUUUAACUUCGCCAGUAUCCGAAGUAUGGUGUACAUUUGAAGAAAUAAAAUCCGCCCCAGAUCCACGCCUGAGAUUGCUUGUCAAUUCAUUAGUGGAGAAUUCGCAUAAUCCUUGCACUGUACCCGCUUUAAUGAUUUUGAAGUGGAAAUUUGAUAAAGCUGCUGAAUUCGACGGUGAUCAAAAUGGAACAAGAGGCCAUAUGUGCGAAUAUGUUGCCUGGCAGUUUCUCUGCCGCCUUAAUCGGCGUGAAUUGAUCGAAAAUCUCCUAGAAGCACUUAGGCCCCCAUUCCAACAUGUGGGCAGCAUUGACCAUGGAGAGGCUGUCGCGCCUAGCUAUGCAGCUCCGCCAGUUGAGAGCAAUGCUCUGAGGGAUGAAGCCACUCCACUUUUACCAGAUUUUACUUUUGAUCACGUUCUCGAGGGCAGUAGACUGCAUGCGGACUAUCUCGAAAGUGGUGACCAGUGGUCUCAUAACGACCUGGAUAAUUCGAAAUCUAGUGACGAACUAUCCAUGUUUCUUGGGUUAAAUGCCCUAGAAAUUGCCACCAUUGCCUACGCGAAGAAAUUCCUUAGCCAAAAGGUGGUCGAAAAUGUGGUAAACGAUUUGUGGAAUGGGGAGAUUGUUUUCUGGGACUCACUAAGCGUGAACUCUACGAAGAAACCACGGCUCUUUAAUGAAGGAACAGCAGAUCCCUACUCUCGCUUAAGAGUGCCGGUAUAUCGAAAAGCUUUUGAAGCCAUAUUCUUCGUUUCGUUUUUGUUCCUUUAUUAUGCGGUUCUGAUUGAGAGAAAUCCAACAGCGAUUGGUGUAUUUGAGGCCAUCCUGUAUGUCUGGAUCGCAGCUUUUGCUUACGAUGAAUUGAGCGGUCUUGCCGACUCAGGAAUGUUGUUCUAUCAGAUGACUUUCUGGAACCUUUGGGAUUUGUGUAUAAUCGGAACUGGGCUUAUUUUCGUCAUUACAAGGGUUAUUGGUUUGAGUCAAAAGGACGGGUACAUUACAGACCUGUCGUUUGACAUACUUUCUCUAGAAGCAUUGUUUCUCGUGCCAAGGAUAUUUUCUCUCGUCAGCUUGAAUCCCUAUUUUGGAAGCCUUAUCCCAGUACUCAAGGAAAUGACCAAAGCCUUUUUCCGGUUUACUCCUGUGAUUAUCAUACUAUAUUUGGGGUUCCUGACAACCUUCACCAUGCUCGCCCGUGACCGCUUUUCAGUAAAGAAGAUGUCCUGGAUUCUAGUGAAUGUGUUCUUUGGAUCUAACUACCUGGGUUUCGACAUUUGCUACGAUAUCUCCCCGUUCUUUGGAUGUGGUUUGAUGCUGGUUUUUGUGUCCGUGACGAGUUUGUUGUUGAUCUCGUCACUGGUCAGUUUGAUGAGUAUGAGUUUGGAAGGUGUCAUCUCUCACGCCCGAGAAGAAUAUCUCUUUCAACUGGCUAUCUACGUCCUAGAGAGCAGUACUUCGAACAGACUAACCUACUUCUUGCCGCCGUUGAAUCUCAUUCCUCUAAUUUGUAUUCGUCCAAUGAGGCUUUUCCUACCAGCGGAAGAUAUUAGACGGGUGCGCAUCAUUCUCCUUAGAGCAACACACCUUCCAUGUGUUGCGCUGCUUUGGGCCUAUGAGUCAGGCCGCCGCCUCUUCUCGCGGAAGGUCAGGCUUCCUUCAACCAACAUGCCGCGGACUCGAUCAAGUCGCCCACUGUCCAUGACCCAGGCUAGUUCUAGGCGAUAUUGCCACCAAACCGCAGGGUUGCCUGGAAUUGACUCACACCCUCGUCGGGCUUCCCCGAGAGCUAGAAAGUAUGCGGAGCAUGGGCAACAGCGGCCCGGGCAUGAAGAAGUUGUGGAUAUGGUCAACGAGAUGGAACGACUCCGCGGCCAGGUGGAGCGGGUGGCCGCCGCAGUUGGCAUCCAUCACCGCAAUCGACAGUGA
Molecule: messenger RNA, 2040 nt
Organism: Aspergillus puulaauensis
Lineage: Eukaryota; Fungi; Ascomycota; Eurotiomycetes; Eurotiales; Aspergillaceae
Exons: 16
Coding region: 1-2040 (679 amino acids)
Source: RefSeq, a predicted model, not a curated record